AUGGCGACUCCAUUCACUCCCAAGGACAACCCGGCGUUUAUCCUCCACGGAAAGCUCGACACGAGCUACGGAACACUCCCCGUUCCCGAGGUCGGACCCCAUGAGGUCCUCAUCGAGGUCCAGGAAACUGGCAUCUGCGGCUCAGAUGUGCACUUCUACAACACGGGCAAGAUGGGCCUCGUGUCUUGCUGCGGCUCCAUGUGCCUCGGGCACGAGUCGGCCGGCGUGAUUGUGCAGCUCGGCUCGGCUCUGGCUAAGCGCGCAGAGGCUUCGCGUAUUGAGAACGGCGCCGCGCCGGCCGGCGCGCACACCCUGCAGUUGGGCGAUCGCGUAGCGCUCGAGCCCGGAACAACGUGCCGCAUGUGCUCGGACUGCCGGACCGGCAACUACCAGAUCUGCGAGCACAUGGAGUUUGCAGCCUACCCGCCCUUUGACGGCACGCUUCAGCGGUACUACAAGCUUCCCUCGGACCUGGUGUACCCCCUCCCCGAGAGCGUGGACACGAUCUACGGCGCGAUGAUGGAGCCCCUCUCGGUGGCCGUGCACAGCGUCGCCAACGUCGGCGGCCUCCGCACCAACCAGAACGUGCUCAUCAUGGGUGCUGGGCCUGUUGGUCUGCUCGCGAUGGCGGUGGCCAAGGGAUUGGGCGCAGGUCGUAUCAUUGGCGUAGACAUUAACGCCGACCGACUGGCAUUUGCCAAGUCGUACGCCGCGACCGACACCUACAUCCCGAUCUCGCAGAAGGAGGGCGAGAAGCGGGCGGACUACUCCCUCCGCGCGGCGCAGGACCUCCUCUCCACCCUCCGCAUUCCCGAACGCGGUGCUGGAUCUAUUGAUCUGGUGGUGGACGCAACAGGCGCCGAGGUGUGUAUCCAGAUGGGCCUGAACGCCGUUCGGCCAGGCGGCACUUUUGUGCAGACUGGCUUUGGGCCGCCCGACGUCGCGAUCCCCAUGUUCCGCGUCGUCACCAACGAGAUCAAGAUCAAGGGGUCGUGGCGGUACGGGUCGGGCGAUUACCCCCUGUCUAUUGACUUGGUUGCGCGCGGCCUCGUCGAUCUCAAGCCCCUGCUCACGCACACAUUCCCGUUCGAGAAUGCACUCGAGGCGUUCGAACUGACGCGGGCGGGUAAGGACAAGGAGGGCAAGCCAGUGAUCAAGUGCGUCAUCCACGGGCCGCAGUAG
Molecule: messenger RNA, 1182 nt
Organism: Cutaneotrichosporon cavernicola
Lineage: Eukaryota; Fungi; Basidiomycota; Tremellomycetes; Trichosporonales; Trichosporonaceae
Exons: 4
Coding region: 1-1182 (393 amino acids)
Biological process (GO): D-sorbitol catabolic process
Molecular function (GO): L-iditol 2-dehydrogenase (NAD+) activity
Source: RefSeq, a predicted model, not a curated record